Messenger RNA from Nicotiana tabacum (common tobacco), 1680 nucleotides. RefSeq names its product homeobox-leucine zipper protein HAT3-like. The record is from RefSeq and is a predicted model, not a curated record. Gene Ontology annotation, cellular component: nucleus. Lineage: Eukaryota; Viridiplantae; Streptophyta; Magnoliopsida; Solanales; Solanaceae. Gene Ontology annotation, biological process: regulation of DNA-templated transcription. Gene Ontology annotation, molecular function: DNA-binding transcription factor activity, RNA polymerase II-specific; sequence-specific DNA binding.
UCAAAGCCAAUCUCUAUCAUCAUCAUUGAGCCAAUAGCCACUGACAUAAGUCAUCAUUGAACAUCUAUUUGCCUUCUUCUCUGUCUAUUCACACAUCUCUUUCUCUCUAAAUCAGAAAGUAUUUUUUUAUUUUUAUUUUUUGUGUUUACAAAAAAUAAAAGGACACAACUAUAAAUAUUUUUCUUGUUUGUAUAUAUAUUGUUCAUUUCUGAAUCUUCUGACCUAUCCUAUAAACUGUAUUGCACUAGCCAAAGGAAAAAAGCUGUAACUCCUCUGCUACAAAAGAGAACCAGCCCAUUUUUCUUCGUUCUGUCCCCCACCUCCUACCCAACACAUUCAUAUCCCAGAGAAAGAAAACCCCCAUUUACCUUUCUUUUGGUUUCCAAAGAGAAAGAAAAAGGAAACUUUAUUGGUUAUUCAGAGGAAAAAAAAGGAAGAGCAAAAAGAUGGGCGGUGAGAAAGAAGAUGGUUUAGGUUUGAGCCUCAGCUUAGGAAUGAGUUGCCCUCAAAAUAAUCUCAAGAAUAAUGACUUCAUUUCAUCAUCAACUCCUCCAUUCCUCUUGCCCUUCUUGCAUAAUCAUCAAAUUUCUGCAGAGAGAAAUGAAGAAGCAAAAGAAUCUAUAAGAGGGGAAAUAGAUAUGAAUCAACCAGCGAGAAUGAUAGAGUCAUGUGAUGAGGAAUUAGAAGAUGAAGGUUUGAUAAUGGUUUCAUCACCUAAUAACAGCACAGUUUCGAGUGUGAGUGGGAAGAGGAGUCAUGACAGAGAAGAUAACGAAGGGGAGAGGCCCACCAGCUCCCUGGAGGAUGACGGCGGCGACGCGGCGGCGAGGAAGAAACUCCGGCUGUCCAAGGAGCAAGCAGCCCUUCUUGAAGAGACAUUCAAGGAGCAUAACACUCUUAAUCCAAAGCAAAAAUUGGCACUGUCGAAACAGCUGAAUCUCAGGCCAAGACAAGUGGAGGUGUGGUUUCAGAACAGAAGGGCAAGGACCAAGUUGAAGCAAACAGAGGUUGAUUGUGAGUACUUGAGGCGUUGCUGUGAGAAUCUGACAGAGGAAAACAGACGAUUGCAGAAGGAAGUUACUGAGCUUAGAGCAUUGAAGCUUUCUCCACAAAUGUACAUGAACAUGACUCCUCCCACCACCCUUACCAUGUGCCCUCAGUGCGAGCGUGUGGCCGUAUCGUCUUCUUCCUCCUCUGCCGCCUCUUCUUCAGUCACCGGUGCAGGUGUCUCUCGCUCGAACCACCCUGUAGGCGCCCUUCACCAACCGCCAGUGCCCCUCAACAAACCAUGGGCUGCAAUUUUCUCCCCUAAAACACUCGACGUGCAACGAACACAACUGUAGUUUACUCUUGUUGUGAGGGUGAAAAGGUCAUUUUAGACACAAUGGGAAGAGUAUAAACUCUACUUGGAGCCAAACAGAUAGACAACGGGUAGUGAAAAGUGGUCCAGAUAAAGGUAGGGAGAAAUCAGAAAGUGUUUAUAGAGUAGGAUGAAUGAGAUGAUUACAAGAGAAUCUUUAGUUCUUUUAUUCUUGUUGGGGUUCUCUUUAGUAGAUGAAUGAUUAAUGCUCCAAAAGCGGGAUGUAAUGUUGGGUCAAGAGCAACAAUUGUUGAAUUUGUUCAUUUCAUUUGUGUAGGGAAAUGGUUACUUAAAUGGGACGACAUAUAUAAUUGUGCUCA